Molecule: messenger RNA, 1266 nt
Organism: Hemiscyllium ocellatum (epaulette shark)
Lineage: Eukaryota; Metazoa; Chordata; Chondrichthyes; Orectolobiformes; Hemiscylliidae
Product: Carbohydrate sulfotransferase 1-like
Exons: 4
Coding region: 1-1266 (421 amino acids)
Biological process (GO): carbohydrate metabolic process; N-acetylglucosamine metabolic process; keratan sulfate proteoglycan metabolic process
Cellular component (GO): Golgi membrane
Molecular function (GO): N-acetylglucosamine 6-O-sulfotransferase activity; keratan sulfotransferase activity
Source: RefSeq, a predicted model, not a curated record
AUGGAGUGCUCUUGGAAAACCAUCCUUCUCCUGGUGUGUGCCUCCCUAGGGAUUCAGUACACAGCUAUCCGAUCCCUGACUGCCAGCAUCAACUCCCGCUGUCCUGGCACGGACAUCUGCAGUCCUCACUUUCGCCUAGGCAAGUUCAGUUGGACUUCUCUCUGCUCUGGGAUGACUGGCCCACAAGCGAAUGACCAGACACCCACCAGGAAACAUAUCCUGAUCUUUGCCACGACCAGGAGUGGAUCCUCCUUCCUAGGACAGCUGUUCAAUCAGCACCCUGCUAUCUUUUAUCUGUAUGAGCCUCUCUAUCAUGUGCAACAGGUGUUUGCGAACUCAAGUACCAGGGUGAGAAACGCAUUGGAUAGACGGGCUCUCCUGGGGGCACACAGGGACUUGCUCAGCAACCUGUACGACUGUAACCUGAAUUUCCUGGAGAAUUACAUGAAGCCUACACCCAGGGACCACGAGACCGCUGCGUUUUUUCGGAGGGGGGCCAGCAAUGCUCUGUGUGAACCCCCACUUUGCCACUGGGAUCGGGGCUCCAAGGAGGUGAUUGAGCAUCUCUGUGCCAGGCGGUGCAGGGCACUGAACCUGACCCUGGCAUCGCAGGUUUGUCGGGCACGCCCUCAUGUGGCCAUCAAGACCGUCAGGAUACCUGAGAUCAAGGACAUCCGCCUCCUGAGCGAUGACCCAAGGCUCGACCUGAAGAUCAUCCACUUGGUCCGAGACCCCAGGGGGAUACUUGCCUCCAGGAUGGGCACCUUCACGGAAAAUUUCCGAGCCUGGAAAAUCUGGAAUGCCACCGGCAGAAAGCCGCACAGCGUGGAUCUGUCCCAAAUAGCGACCACUUGCAACGACCUCCUCAACUCGGCCGGCACGGGGUUAAGCAGACCACCCUGGCUGCGGGGCAAGUACAUGUUGGUGAGAUAUGAAGAGCUGGCAAGGGAACCUUUCAAAAAGACCGCUGAGAUUUACCACUUCAUUGGUUUGGAUGUGGACAGUCAGGUUAAGAGAUGGAUACUUCACAACACGAGGGCCACAAGUGGCUCAGCAAGGAAUUACAAGUACACAACCACAAGGAACUCGUCAGCCACGGCAGAAAACUGGAGGCUCAACCUCUCCUUCCAGAUUGUUCAGACAGUCCAACAGCUCUGCAAUGAUACUCUGAACCAACUGGGCUACCAACUGGUGCAGUCGCUGAAGGAUUUGCGGAACCUCUCCAACAGUUUGGUGGAACCCAAGAUUUUUGCUCCUUUCCUGUAG